Messenger RNA from Amoebophrya sp. A120, 3927 nucleotides. The record is from the annotation of a GenBank genome assembly. Lineage: Eukaryota; Dinophyceae; Syndiniales; Amoebophryaceae.
UUUGUUUCUUUCGUUUCCAGUAGUCGUGUUCGUGAAGAGAGGAGCAAGAAGCUGAAACGCUUUCUUCUCUUUGAAGUUGUUGUGGUCCUCCACGGCUACUUGUGGUUGACACGCGAUCAGCCCAUUUGGGUAUUUGACACGAAUUCCACGAUUGCCUACAGAUUCCUUCGACUACGACCGCACCGGGUUCAUAUCUGAAGACGCAACUCCUUCUUACUCCUACUCGUAAUUGCAGGAGCCAGCUCGAGUCGCCUCUGCUGGUAGAAGACGAACACGUGGUACGACUGCCUCACACGUCAGUCGCCAACACCAUCAUCAGGCGAACAACAUCCACGACAAGCGAAUGGACCGCCGCGACCGGGACCGUGAGCAACGUUCUCGGUCCCCAAAAGACCGUCGAACCGACCGGGAUCGAGACCGUGAUCGGGAGCGCGGCCGUGGUGACGAGAAAAAGUCAAAAUCGAAGUCCAGACAAGGCUCGAGCAAAAACAAAGAGGCGACGCGACCGAAAACAGGUCGUGGCACCGACAAAGACAAAGCCUCGGGAAUAAAGAUGAACGCGCUAGAAGUAGAUUUGCAUGGUCUGCAGAAGCCGGAGCUGGAGCGUCUAUGCGUGUCGAAGGAUGCGGAGAUUGAAAGGCUGAAGCAGGACGUGGCAAAGAAAAAGCAAGAAGUGAAUGCGGCCAACGCCAGAACCAGGUCCGCGCAGCAAGAAAACAGGGCGGACAGAGUCAAAAGCGAUGACCGGGAACGCGACCGGGUACGGGCAGGAGGGGACCAAAACCACGGAACUAAAGACCAGACAGAGAGGGCCGCGAGGAAGCGGUUGGAAAAGCAAGUCGACCAGCUGAAGCAGGACUUGAAGGACGAGAAAAGAAAUCGGAAGGAGGAGGUCCAGAAGCUGCAGGAGAAGAACGACAAGGUGGAGCAAUCGUUGCAAGACGUGACGAAGUUCGUUUUAGAGCUAUUUGUCCACGAGCAGGGCGCGGAGACGGUCCGAAAAAUGCUGGACCAAAUUGUGGACGAAAACCUCAUUUUCGACGACGACACACCCGACGGAGCGGCCUCCAACGUUGCGGUGCGGAGCGGGUUUUCCUCAAACCGAAACCUGGAUACUGCAGGAGGUGGAGGCUCUGCACGUCGCAGCAAUAACAAACAAACGGACCAGGAGGAAAUCGCAGAGGACAACAAAGGGGGAGGCACGGCUUCCAAGCGAAAAUCGCACAUUAAAGAGUCAUCUGCGGGUCGUGAAGAUGAAGAAGGGAGUCGACGUUCGGAGGUACUUACUUACCUACUUACUUGCUUGUGCUUCUCCAACCGAAGCAGGUUUGGAAAAUCUUCCAUAUUUGCAUUUUUACUUUUCGCACCCCUAUCGAGUAUUGUAACUCGUCUCGUAGUUCUUGCGUGCCUUUUGAUUUUUCCACAUCUACAUCUUCUAUCAAAUAUCGACUCAACACACAGGCCCGCAGGGACCACAUCACUGGCCGUGAAAACACCUCGGACAGAAAGAAGCAGCAUAAAAAGACGUACUCUCGCAGCAAAAGCCGCAGUCGCGGGCGCGAUCGAAGACGCCGACAGCACAGCGAGAAGGUGAAGGCAUCUUCGUCUUCCGUGUCCUCGCGACGCAGCUCCGGCAGAAGGAAAAAUCGUCGAAGGCGCAACGACCCUGCUUCUGACAAGAAAAAACGGAACAACGACACUGCAGCUGCUGGGUCGUCCAAGCGCAAAACGCCGAAGAUGUCCUCGUCGCGCACAAGUACCAAAAAGAACGCAGUUGCAGUAGGGGCUCAACAGAGUGAUCAAGAUCAUGCUCAAAAGAGGACGUCGACUCCGUUGCAAUGCAACAAUCCGGGGACAGCACGGACUCCAGCACAGGCUAUGACGAGCAACGCCGAGCGUGGUCGGCGUCGUAAUGGUGGCCUUGGUCGUACUGCAGAAGAACAAGAAGAUGACCACGGCGCGGAUUAUCAACAAAAACUUUCUCAUCUUCAAGAAGUAGCAGGACAUCAAAAGCAUUCUGCGGGACAAAUUGCGUUUGGUGCAGCGGCGGCCGCGACAGGUGAUCACCAGAACAGCCCAUUUUUCCGCGACAAUCACCAUCCGAAUCUCAGUGUCGUGCAACCUUCAUCUACUUCCAGCUCCAGCGUCCCGAUGGGGGUGACCACGGUAGCAGAUCGAAGUUUGUUGAACAAAGCCACGGCUUCAUCACUCAGCACAGAGUUCCAUUUGCAGCACGAGCGUUUGAUUUUAGCAAAAGAAUGGGCGGGUGGAACUGGAAGUAGUCAUUCUCAAUGCCCGCCCAGCUUUCGAUCCCCUUCGGAAGAUUUCGAUGAUGACGCAAAUGCCGUCUAUCCCCCAGCAACGAUUGACUUGGCCGAUUACAGCAGGAUCCACCCGCCGUCGCUUGGGGACAUUCAGAUUACCGACCAACCACAGUGCGCCCUUGUCGAUCAAAACGCCGGCGGUGGCUCCACGACGCACCAGCACCUGAUUCCUUCCAUUCCAGUCCAACUAGACACCUGCAAAUUAGAAGCGGCGGUGGAGAAGAAUAAGGUCAUUCUCCUCGAGCGUGAUGCUGCAAUGGCGAGCGACAAGGAGGUCGCAAAAAGUGGAUGUACUAGAGAAGGUACUAGCGGUGGACUUGCGACCGCACCAACAACUCGUCGGCCUUCUACGAAUAGUAUGGCUGAUGUUUUGCAGAUGAAACCGCUGGUGGCAAACAACGCUACCAAUAAAGAGAAACCGCGGUGCGAGCGCGGUGUGGAUUGCAUCACGUGGAAGUACUAUGGUGAGGGCAAGUGCAGCAAGUAUCACCCCCCGGAGGAGGUAGAAAUUCUAAACAAGAAGCACACGGAGUAUCUGCAGAUGGUUGCUCAGAAGGUGCCGGAAAAGUGCCAGCGUUUGCACCGGUCCUGGGAGCAGAUCCAAAACAACUCUGGAAAUAACGGCACCAACGGUGGUCCGCGCCGCAGCCAGGACCGUGGUCGGCAUCGCGCACGCACGCCUCGUGGGGACCGAGACCGCAGUCGAGAAAGGGCGUCUCCUAGAAAGGCGAGAAAGGGAAGCGACUACAGUAGACACGGACGCGAACGAGACCGCCGGCGACGGAGCAGGAGCCUCUCGACGUCGAAAGACCGCGCGAGGAGUAAAAGCAGUUGUCGCUCAUCACGCCGACGGUAAUUCCUUCGACGUGGUGCGAUAUGGAUAUUGUUUUGUUUAGAAUAAAACUUUAUGCUGCGAGGACGGCGGGAGGAUUUGGUUUAUUGCUGCUCUUCACUUUGCGGACAUUCACACACACUAGUCGGAACAUCAAAAAGUGUCGGCUUUACUCGUAUGGGCGCACAUGUCCUCGAGCAGUCUACCUCUGUCUACUGUCUACACCAACCGCUGUUGCGCUCGUGCAGAUCAGAUGUGCAGCCACUAGUUGUAUAGCACCUUGAAACAUCAAGCAAAAAAGUUGAUGUUAAAUUUUGGCGACACAAAAAGACUAUCCUCUCCAAUGUGCAAUUGAGUUUCACGCAUCUAAGAUGUCGCUGCGAAUGAAUAUUUUUUGAAAUGCCUCAGAUGUUGUAGAAACGAUGAAAGCGAUUUCUUUACUUCUGCUUUUGGAUGAAACGACAAGACAAUCCGGCUUCCUUCCCGGCACGGAGGGCCGGCCCCAUGAUAGGUUUGCUCAAAUGAACGGAAACAUUUACGUAGAAAACGAACCAAGCUCUUGUGCCUACCGAUUGACCACGAAUACUUAUUCUAUCCAUCUACAAACAAAGCAGUUGCUGAGCACAAUUUACUCUCGUCAGCAUAGUAUCUCUAUUGCACAACUGGUGUGAGGCUCAAACGAAACCGUAGCACGUCCUUGAUGAAACGAAGCAAGUACCACCCUACAUAAUUUGAUGAAAGUAGAAAAAUGAAAAUAUUAUGAAAAAACAG